Molecule: messenger RNA, 598 nt
Organism: Drosophila sechellia
Lineage: Eukaryota; Metazoa; Arthropoda; Insecta; Diptera; Drosophilidae
Exons: 2
Coding region: 161-520 (119 amino acids)
Source: RefSeq, a predicted model, not a curated record
ACCUCUUUAUUUACCACUGUCUUGUAAACAAUUGCAACAAAUUUAUUGAAUCCGUUUUUACGGCUUAUAUAAAGAUUUUAGACUAAAUUGUUAGUACGGUAUUACCCUUACUAUCAUUAAACCUACGAGACUUCAUACAUCAGUUUCAAGAAAACACAGGAUGUUUAGGAAGUCCAGGCCCAAAGUAGAUCCCCCACCCACGGCUCCUAGUGUGGAGGAAAUGAUAGCGGACAUGGAAACGUUCGAAGUCAAUCAGCCCACGAUAAGCGGAUCAACGGACAACUUGGACAUGGAGCACGCUUUUCUGACUGAACCGGAGAAUCUUCCCCUUUCAACAUGGUGGCAGAUGUUCGACGAGUACGAUCAGAAGGUGAAGAAACUGUCGGCCACCGUGGGAGAUCUGGAGACCCAACGAUAUCAGUUGAAAGAAUGCUAUUCUAAGCUGGAAAAGAACGCGGAUAAGCUGAGAACGGAUAUCCAAAAGCAGCAGGCACUGGUCAAAGAAGCCCUUAAAUGUUAAUCUAUUAUUAAGCUACCUUAUCUUAAACAAUUGUUGAAUGCACGAGCGGGUAACAAGUAAAACCUAAAAACUCCACAA